GAAGAAACAUGUUACAACAAAUUAAUUGCCAAAAUAUGAAAAAAGUGAGAAGCCCCAGACAUCUUGUCUGGCACGUGUUUGCUCUGGCCACUCCAUUCUCUCUCUGUACAGCAAGCGUAUCCAAGCAACAAGAUGCUUUCAUACAAGACAGUGCUGUAGGUUCAAUCGUUUCUGAAGCCUGUGAUGAGUUGAGUCAUGUCAGGUGUUGGAACCGAGAUCAGUGACCCCUUGCCUAGCCUUCCAGAGGAGCAGCAGGCCAGAAAUGGCCUCGACAAGGGUGAAGAGGAUCUGCAUCAGAGAAAAGAGGAGGAUAGUAAAGGGGAGGGUGAAAUGAGUGACUGUGUCAGUGGACAGCAUGGGGAACCCAAGACAGAUGAUCAGAAUCCAACUGUUUCUCAAGUCUACACAGCCACUAAAAUGACACUGUUACCCAAGUCCCCUCAUAUAAAAACCCAUGCACUGACACUGGAGUGGGCCUUUGGGAUGAACAGGGCUCUUCCUGUCUUCAGCCUUCAGGACCAGGAUCAACUGGUGAUCCUGUAUGGUUGCACCAAUGUAGCCGUCAUGUACGACCAAACAUCAAAUUCACAACAUGUCCUUCAGGGUCACAGCAGCCCCAUUUCGUGUUUGUGUGUGAGUGAGGACAGGCGCUGGCUGGUGACAGCAGACCGAGGACAGGAAAGUCUGGUGAUCAUUUGGGACUCCUUUUCAGGGAUUCCUGUGCGGACAUUAUUUGACAGUCACCCUGAGGGCGGUGUUGCAGCUUUGGCACUGUCAAAGGAAUCCAAAUACCUGGUAACAGUUGGAGCUGGAGAUGUUCAGCGAGUUUGUAUAUGGGACUGGACAAAUGAGACAGAGGAUCCAUUGUGUGUAACUGACCUCAACCCGGAGUAUGGUUUUCAGAAUCACAUAAUUUUUAAUCCCAACGACAUCACUCAGCUGCUCAGCAACAGUGAGAGCCAAGUCUUAUUUUACACCAGGGACAAACAGAACCUUGAUUAUAUUGCCCCAGAGCUCUUGGACAAGACUUUCAACAAGGUUGUGGGCAUGCUGAGCCAGUCUGUGUUCCACUGGAGGGGGCUUCAGGCCCUCUCGGCCACCUCCGCAGGCAACUUGGUGCUGUGGGACAUGGUUAGGGCCUCCUCUACCUCAAGACCCCUCGUUAGGAGAGCCUGCAAGCUCAUCCCCCUCCAGAAGGAUGGCAUUACCGUGCUCACUCUGACUGACAGCUUCAUUGUGACUGGUGACACUCUGGGCCAUGUGAAAUUCUAUGAUGAGAACUUCAAGCUCAUCAGCUGGUACAGUGAAUUCAACCUGGACCCAAUCACAUCAAUCUCCUUCUCCAAGGAAGUUCCACCCAACAGCAGCCAGGGUUAUCUGGAUGACUGCACUCUGGAAGCCAAGAUGUUUGUUAUCCGGAACUUUGUCCUGUCUACAGUCAGCUCGACGGUGGUACAUGUGAAUGCACAGGGUGGUGUGCUGCAGACGUUGCUGCGCGAGCAUUGCGAGGCACUGCAUGCUGUGGCCUGUCACCCCCAGCAACCAGUUGUUGCCAUGGGUAGCCACAGUGGCAUCCUGAAGGUGUGGGACUAUGAGCGCAAGGUGUCCAUCUGCAGCAGGGUCUUUGAGAAGGAGAGGCAUAUUCAGUGCAUCACCUAUGACCCCCAAGGAUUUUAUUUGGCGGUUGGCUUUGCCAGUGGAUCUGUCCAUAUACUGGAUGCUUGCACAUUGCUGAGUGAGGCAGAGGAGCGCUUCAACUUCAGCCAAGACUGCAUCACUCACAUUACUUUCUCUCCAGACUCCCUCUACCUGGCCACAGCGGAUGCUGGAAGAGCGGUGAUGGUGUUCUGCUUGUACACCGGUAAGAGCAUGCAGCGCUGGAAAUACCUGGGGAGACACCACUCCCACUAUAAGCCCAUCAGGGACCUCCUAUUUGGGGUGUACCUGGACAGCACCCAUCCCAGACUACUCUCCCUGGGCAUGGACCGCAGGCUGGUGGAGUAUGACCUGCAGAACAGCAAAGUCAAGGAUGAGCUGCUGAUCCUGAGCUCUGAGCGCAUUGAGCAGAGCGCUGUGCCCACCUGUAUGGCCUGGUACCCACCCCUCACCACAGAGGACUUCCUGCUCACCGCCUCGGACCUUUACAAAAUGAAGCUUUUCAACAGCACCACCAAAAUGUGCAGAAAGACACUCCUUGGCCCCACAUACGGGUCUCCAGUUGAAAAGAUGACCAUGCUUCCAUUUUCUAAGGACCAUGACCCUAGGGCUCAUUACAUGGCAUACAUCACAAAAGACAAGGUGGGUGUCCAGAUUCUGCCCAUUGAUGGGAACCCCCACAAGUCCUCUGCUCUGAUCUGCCACCCAACAGGGGUGUCUGCUAUGGCCUGCUCCUAUGACAGUCGAUAUGUCUUCACUGCUGGGGGGUCUGACUGCACAGUCCUCUCAUGGGAGAUUAGUUUAAAUGCAUUAGAGGCUGCUGCAUCCCUGGGUGGAAAAGAGCUGAUCCCCUUCUACAGCCUCCUGGAUGGAGGGAGAGACGGGGAACUGUUUAGAGAAAUGGAGGACUUUUUCUAUUACUGUCAGCUGCGUAACCAAGGCAUUGACUCCAUGGAGAUGCGACAGGUGUCCACCCGAAUCCCCCUAGCAGAGGUCCCCUUUGUCAUGAGGGCUCUGGGCUUCUUCCCCACUGAGCAAGAGCUGGAGGACAUGCAGAACGAAGUCAAGUUCAGCAGGUAUGCUGAGUCUGGGAGAUAUGUGACUAAUGUAGACCUGGAGGAGUUCAUUAAGCUCUACGUCAACCACCGGCCAGCGUUUGGCAUCUCUAGGAAGGAACUGCUUCACACCUUCCAGGUCCUGGGUGACUCCUAUGUGAUGGGAGAGCCUGUGGUGAACAAGAACGAGCUGCUGGAACUCCUCCAGGACAGAGGGGAACACAUGACUGAAAAUGAGCUGGCAGAAUGUUUCACCACACUGGUAGGACUAAAUACAGAAGGGGGGGGGGCUGAGCUGGGAGCUUUUGAAUGUGAUGAUGCAGAAGAUGUGUUGGAGAGUGAGAUCCCAGAGAAGAUUUCCAUGGAAACAUUUGCAAGUGAUAUCCUGGGAUUCCCCAUUUAUAUUAAAGAUAUUCUUCACUCCCAAGAGGGAAUGUUGUCCCCCUCAGGAUCAGAAGUUGUAUAGGAAUUACAUGUACUCCAUGUGAGAGUGUGGGGCUCAUUCUAUAAAAGACUCAUGGGAAGAUUGUAGUUCAUGAAGCACCCACAAACAUGAUUGACAGCCAUUUCCUUAUGGGUGUAGUUUGAUAUGACCUUUUAUUGGAUAUAAAUUGCUAAUAAAGAUAAAUUGAAAACAUCAGAUUAUGAUAUAUUAAAAAUUUAGAAACA
This is a messenger RNA of Salvelinus fontinalis (brook trout), 3380 nucleotides long. RefSeq names its product cilia and flagella associated protein 251 (gene cfap251). The record is from RefSeq and is a predicted model, not a curated record. Lineage: Eukaryota; Metazoa; Chordata; Actinopteri; Salmoniformes; Salmonidae. The transcript is spliced from 21 exons. Bases 196 to 3177 code for a protein of 993 amino acids. Gene Ontology annotation, molecular function: protein binding. Gene Ontology annotation, cellular component: sperm flagellum.